Molecule: messenger RNA, 1952 nt
Organism: Centruroides sculpturatus (bark scorpion)
Lineage: Eukaryota; Metazoa; Arthropoda; Arachnida; Scorpiones; Buthidae
Product: germinal-center associated nuclear protein-like
Exons: 6
Coding region: 684-1952 (422 amino acids)
Molecular function (GO): RNA binding
Source: RefSeq, a predicted model, not a curated record
UUUUUCAUCCAAGUAUUUUUCCAUUACGAAUAUUUCGUUUUAUACAUAAAAAAUAACAAAUGUAAUCGUAAAACGGGUAAACAUAUAUUAUUUUAUAAUAAAUAAAUACAUUAAAAAUUAUAAAUAUAAAAUAUAACACCGCAUUACGAUAAACCUAAUGACAACAACGUCAUGAUAUCCGUUCGCUAAUUGGUACGUUUAGCAACGUAACAUUCAUAACAACGUAUCCGAUUGGUCGGUACGAAGAAUAGAUAUCUGUGAUAUCUACUGUCAACGCUAUUGUUUGGAAACAUGGAGAUCAUUUGUCACUUUUAGUGUGACGUUCUAUUAACGCGUUUUCAAAAAAUAUAAUUAUAACAUAAUGUUAAUUAAAUUAAUUUUUACGAAAUUAAUAUAUAUAAUAUUUUUUAAAUAAUCCAUUAUUAACAAAAUGUAUUGAUCUAAAGGAUUAAUUUACAUUUGAAAAACAUUCUCAGCAGGUUACCAGGUGGCGGGAAAGAGAAAUGCCUUUGAAAACCAAACGAUCGUCAAGGUUUGACGUAAAAAUAACGUAAUCGUUACGAAAAUAUAAUUUUUGACAAUGGCAUCAUCAAAAAGAACGCUUUGACAGAAUCCUCGACGUCAGUUCGUCUCGUGUGUUUUCCCACUUGAUAACAUCGGGGCCGGGACGAGGUUAUUAAAAUAUGGCGGAUGAAAAUUUUAAAAAGAUGUUAACUUCAAAUAAUAGUAUAUGUUUUCAACCAAGAACUACCCCAACAUUUUCAUUUCGGCCAACAUUUACAUUUAAUAGGAUUGAUAAUUCUCUGGAUAAUUCAUCAGAAGGAUCAACAAAUCUUUCUAGUUCAGUUAUGCUGCAAUUCAAUCAGUCUGAUGAACUAAAUAAAAAAAAUUCUAGUUCUUUGUUUGGAACAUUUAAUACAUCAAACACAUCACAAGAUACUGGUUGGCCAUCUUUAAAGUUGCAAACUAAAUCGUUUUCAGUACCUAAUACUACAUCAAAUAUAUUUUCUCUAAAUAAGAAUGCUUUUGAAACAGCUACAGAUACUAAAACUGAAUUACAGAACACAUCUGUCCUGGCAUCAAACCAUGGACAAAAGACAGAAAUUAGUACAGUUAAACCAGAAACUUUUUCUUUUGUAAGAGAGUAUAAGAAUACCACCAUACAGGAGAUGCAAUGUAAAAAAGAGCAAAUGGAAGAGAAACCUGAAGUGAAAGAAUCACACGAUUAUCUAAGAGAGAAUAUUAAGCGAUCAAUAAGUAAAUAUAAAAUUUUUCCUGUCAAAUUUGAGUCUUCCAAACAAGGUGGAAGAUUAUUUAAUAGAGCAUUGGCUGGUGUCAAAUCACCAGAAAGGAAAGCUGAUGUUAAAACAUCAGAAAGAAAAACUAAUGUAGAAAUGCAUAAAAGAAUUGUAUUUCAGAGUGAAAAUGAGAAGAAACACGUUCAAGUUGAUUCCUUGUCGGAAGACCGAAGAAUUGCAUCUCAUGAGGAGAUUAAGAAAAUAACAUCUAUUGUUUGUAAAGGAAUUCCCAAAGAAUUGAACAAUAAAGAUUUUCUUUCAAAUCAUUUUAGCCAGUAUGGUCAGGUGAAGAAAAUUAACUGUAAUCACAAAAAAGAAUAUGCCGUUGUUCGUUUUUGUGAUCAUGAAUCAGCUGCAAAUGCAAAGAAAAAUGGAGCAUUGAUUAGUCCUCAGAUUGGAUCAGUUGAAAUUUUCUGGGCACAGCAGAGUUCACCAAAGAAACAAAUUGGAAGAAUGGAUUCUAAUUCUGAAGUAACAGAAGAAUUACACUCAAUGAUGGAAGGAAUUGAAGAUCACAAAGUAUUGCAACGUCCAGAAGACAUGGAUUCUCAGAAGAAACCUGAAUUUAUUAUUCAGAAACAAACUAGAAAAAAUCUUACAAAUAUAGAAAAAUCUGGAAAUAUAAAACCACAGAUAGAGACAUNACAAGGAUAA